Molecule: messenger RNA, 7233 nt
Organism: Melanotaenia boesemani (Boeseman's rainbowfish)
Lineage: Eukaryota; Metazoa; Chordata; Actinopteri; Atheriniformes; Melanotaeniidae
Gene: vwa8
Product: von Willebrand factor A domain containing 8
Exons: 45
Coding region: 125-5842 (1905 amino acids)
Cellular component (GO): cytoplasm
Molecular function (GO): ATP hydrolysis activity; ATP binding
Source: RefSeq, a predicted model, not a curated record
UUUCCUCCGACACCUGCAGAAUGAGUUGACAGACGUUAUGAAACAAGAAUGAGACCCCUUCAAUACGCAGUUUAAACACAAGAAAGGGAUUUAAUUUUGUACUGGCUUAAAAAACAGCUAGGAGAUGCAUUCUCACCUCUUAUGCGGCGGCACAGCAAGCGCUGUCGCCGCCAGAAGGAUGAGGAAUAUUUUGGGUUCUGUCCUGGGAAGAGACGGCUGGAUGUGGAGAACUCAUGAGGUCAAACUUAUCAGCACAUCUUCAGGUGGCACCGUGAUGAUCGGCGAGAUCGCUUACAAACUCAAAACACCCCAGAAUCCAGAGCUUGUUCCCGUCAAACACAUUUCAGACAUCAUGCCGCAGAUGGUGGUUCAGCACCUUCGAUGGAUCAUGCAGAAAGACCUUCUGGGCCAAGACGUGUUUCUCAUAGGACCCCCGGGACCCCUGAGACGAUCCAUAGCCAUGCAGUACCUUGAAUUGACUAAACGGGAAGUGGAGUAUGUGGCUCUGUCCAGAGACACCACAGAGACAGACCUAAAGCAGAGGAGAGAGAUCCGAUCAGGGACGGCUUUUUACAUAGACCAGUGUGCUGUAAGAGCAGCAACCAAAGGCAGAGUCUUGGUCCUGGAGGGACUGGAGAAGGCAGAGAGAAAUGUUCUUCCCGUCCUAAACAACCUGCUGGAGAACAGAGAGAUGCAGCUGGAGGACGGACGCUUCCUCAUGUCGGCUGAGCGUUACGACAAGCUGUUGCAGGAGCACACCAAAGAAGAGCUGGACAGCUGGAAGAUUGUCCGUGUAAGCGAGGACUUUCGGGUUAUUGCUCUUGGGCUUCCUGUUCCCAAAUACAAGGGCAACCCUCUGGAUCCUCCUCUCCGCUCUCGCUUUCAGGCCAGAGACAUCUAUUACCUGCCAUUCAAGGACCAGUUGGAGUUGUUGUAUGCAGCAGGACCAAAUGUGGCUGCAGAAAGGGUGUCUCAGCUGCUGUCACUCGCCACCACGUUGUGCUCCCAGGAAUCAUCCAAUCUGGGCCUCCCCGACUUCCCUGUGGACAACCUGCUUCCUGCCCUCCGUGUUCUGAACACUUUCCCCACACUGUCCUCCCAGCAGCUAAUCCAGAGGCUUUACCCUUAUAAAAGUAUCUUGGGCAAGGAUGGACACUCUGCUGUUGAGGGCGUGCUGAGCCGAUUCGAGCUUUUGGAUGGUCGCCAGCAGCUAGCAUCCGGCACCAUCUUGAAUGUGUCCACUUCAAAAGAAGCUGAAGGCCGUGCAGAUGUCACAGUACGUGUUGGGGACAAGGACGUCACCUUCCAGGUUCCAGCAGGCACCAAGGAGCCACGUGCACCCAACAGCAGCUCCACCUUUGUUAACACACCAAGUCACUGCCAGCUGCUGGCUGAGAUGAUGCAGUCACACAUGGUGAAGGACAUGUGUCUGAUAGGAGCCAAGGGAUGCGGCAAGUCAGUGAUUGCCAGAGAGUUUGCUGAGAUGCUGGGCUACAGCAUAGAGCCUGUCAUGCUCUACCAGGACAUGACAGCCCGAGACCUCCUCCAGCAGAGGUACACCCUCCCCAACGGAGACACAGCGUGGAGGCCGUCUCCGCUGGUCACCUCCGCUAUCGAAGGCAAGCUGCUGAUCCUCGACGCCAUCCACACUGUCAACCUGGGAACGCUGGCUGUGCUCUCCAGGUUGCUCCAUGACAGGGAGUUGGAUCUCUAUGAUGGUUCCAGGCUGCUGAGGUGGGACAGAUACCAGACUCUGAAGGAGCAGCUGCAGCUUACUGACCAGCAGCUGCAGGAGAGGUCAAUCUUCCCUAUCCAUCCGUCGUUCAGAGUGCUGGCCCUGGCAGAGCUUCCUGUUGUGGGUCCCACAUCGAGCAGCAUCAACAGCAGCAAAGGUCAGCAGUGGUUGGGCCCAGAACUGCUCACAAUGUUCCUGUACCACACCAUCCCACCACUGGCCAAAGCCGAAGAGAUGGACCUCAUUCAGGGGCUGACACCUAAUGUUCCAAAGGAAGCAGCAGAGCAGCUUCUGCACCUCACACACAGCCUCCGCAAGACAAACGACCCCACAGCACAGUCCCUGGCCUCGUCUCUCUCGACCAGGCAGCUGUUGAGGAUUUUCCGCCGUCUCUCGCUGUACCCCGAGGAGAGCAUCGCUCACGCCGUUAACAAGGCUUGCCUCUCCAGGUUCCUGCCCAGCCUAGCACGCGCCUCUCUUGAAAAAAGCCUCAGUAACUGCUCCAUACAAGACACACCGGACCCGGCUGAACACACCCGGGAUAAUCGCUGUGUGGUAAAGGAUGGUGUGUUGACCAUUGGCAGUGUCUCGGCUCCCGUCUACAACUCCAACCAGAAAAUAAAGGUUCCCGAUGUGCUCUUCUAUGACAAUCCCCAGCACAUGAUGGUGAUGGAAGACAUGUUGAAAGACUUUCUGUUAGGAGAGCACCUCCUCUUGGUGGGCAACCAGGGCGUGGGUAAAAAUAAAAUAGUAGACAGGUUCCUGCACCUCCUCAACAGGCCCAGGGAGUACCUGCAGCUCCACAGGGAUACGACAGUCCAGACUCUGACCCUGCAGCCGUCAGUGCGAGAUGGGAUCAUUACAUAUGAGGACUCACCUCUGGUGAAAGCGGUGAAGCUGGGUCACAUACUUGUGAUUGACGAAGCCGACAAAGCUCCCACUAACGUUACCUGCAUCCUCAAAACCCUGGUGGAGAGUGGAGAGAUGAUCCUGGCUGACGGGCGCAGAAUCAUUUCAGAUCCACGUGAAGCUGAAGGGAGGCCCAACACCAUAAUGAUGCACCCCGACUUUAGGAUGAUCGUCUUGGCUAACCGACCUGGUUUUCCAUUCCUGGGCAAUGACUUCUUUGGAGCAUUAGGUGAUAUUUUUAGCUGCCAUGCCGUGGACAAUCCGAAGCCUCAGGCAGAGCUGGCGAUGCUGAAACAGUACGGCCCCGACGUCCCUGAUGCUACUCUGCAGAAACUGGUGGCUGCCUUUGGAGAGCUGAGGUCCAUGGCUGACCAGGGCACCAUCUCGUACCCCUACUCUACUAGAGAGGUGGUCAACAUUGUUAAACACCUCCAGAAAUUUCCCAGCGAGGGCUUGGCCAACGUGGUGAGGAACGUCUUUGACUUCGACUCGUACAACAAGGACAUGCGAGACGUUCUGAUCGAGGCGUUGCACAAGCACGGGAUUCCCAUCGGAGCCAAGCCCACCUCUGUCAAACUGGCAAAGGAGUUGCCCCUGCCGGAAGCCAGGAUGACAGGACACUGGACCAUAAACCAAGGCGUCAACGCUCGCCGCAAACUGCUCUGUCCCACUGAGACGCACCCCAUACACAUCAAGGGCCCUGCAUUUCUGCGUGUCCAGAGUUUUCCCUGCAACAGGCAGGAAAGCCGAGCUUUGAGCUUCAGCGAGGAGAAAACUCACUGGCAGAUUCCCAUGAAUGAAGUGAACAUCAUCUGCGAUGUCACCAGCACAGAUGACACGCUGUACGUGGCCAUGUGUAACCCGGUGUCCCUGUACUCCAUGAAGGAGCGUGGGGAGACCAUUCAGUGCAUGGAGCUUUACGACGUCUUCCCCAGGACCAUCAGCGGUGUUUGGCAGCCGUUUGUUACCAUUGCUCCGCUUGGGAGUCCUCUGGAUGGGCAGGUGGUGCUGCAUGAGGAGCAGAGUAAUACGGUGCUCCAUGUGGACAUGGUGACCGGCGCCGUGCGGAGGCUCAUGUUGUCUCCAGACAGUGAUCAGACUCGCUCCAGAGCUCCAAACUGGUGGAGCAGUAAGGAGCAACAGGGAGGAAACAAGAUGUGUCGUGACUUUGCUCACAAAAACUGGCUUCUCUUCUACAAGGAGGACGGCAAUCAGCUGGAGGUGCUGGAUGUGCUGGAGGGCCGGGUUCAUUCCAUCUCCCUCCCCAUCAACCUGAAAUCGGUCUUCCUGGUUGCAGAGGACCGCUGGCUGCUGCUGGAAAGCAACACCAACAAGAAGUUCCUGCUGACGAAGCCCAUGCACAUGGCCUCUGAAGACUCUGGAGUUUGUCAGCUUCACAGCAUCAGCGAGGACUCGGUCAGCUCUGGACAUGGAGUCAGCAGCUCAGCUGAGGUGUCCGUACCACAGAUGCUAUCAAGUGAGCAGCUACCCAAUGAGAACCUCAGCGCUGCUCUAGGCCAAAAGAUUGUUUCUCCAAACCGUCUGCUGGCCAACACCAGCUUCUUUGCACAGAUCAUUGUGGGCUUCCCAGACCUCAUGUCCCCUAACGAGGUGUACAGCUUUAAAAGACCUGUUGACCUGUCAGAGAUGAAGAGCAGUGAAAGUGGGGCUCAUACAUUCUUCAGAGGUGGCCUUCGAAACAGCACAGCCAAACGGGAUAAUUGCAUUAGUCUGCUCUCAGCCAAUCAGGUGGUCCGAGCCAUUCCACCCAGCAAAGUGCCAAUGAAAGAGAUCUAUCCUAAAGAUGUCACACCUCCAAUGACAGCAGCGUACCUGGAGGUGACAGAUCUGACCUCCAAAAAGCUCAAAUAUAUUCCUGUGCCCAGGUCAAUGACUGUGUCGCCCUACACCAGCUGGCUGUCCAAGGUGUCAGAGAGUGACGUGCUCAUAGCUGCUCUUGGUUCUGGAAGCGUGGUCUCGGUAGAUAUGGGCGGGUAUGUCCGAGUCUGGGAGACAGGAUUAGACACCCUGCAGCGGUCGCUGAUGGAGUGGAGGAACAUGAUUGGGACUGAGGAUGGCAGACCCAUACAGAUCACAAUCCAGAGGGACAGCGGCCUGGAUGUCUCUGCUCCAAAACAUGGCAAGUUUGAUCCAAACAACGCCCCUCACGUUGGGGGAAACCAGUGGGCGGGAGGCACAGGCGGCAGAGACACUGCAGGACUGGGAGGCAAAGGGGGCCCCUAUCGCCUGGAUGCAGGGCACAAGGUCUACCAGGUUUCCCAGGCUGAGAAAGAGGCUGUUCCUGAAGAGGUCCGCAGAGCAGCUCGAGAGAUGGCUGAGAAGGCCUUUAAAGAAAGGUUGAAGGAGAUUGACAUGAGCGAGUACGAUGCCUCCACAUACGAGCGCUUCUCCAACGCUGUUAGAAGACAAGUUCAGUCGCUUCGCAUCAUCCUGGACAAUUUACAGGCUAAAGGGAAGGAGCGUCAGUGGCUUAAGAACCAGUCUCUGGGAGAACUGGAUGACACUAAAAUCAUUGAUGGACUAACUGGAGAGAAGGCUAUUUAUAAACGCAGGGGAGAGCUGGACCCAGAGCUUGGCAGUCCGCAGCAGAAGCCGAAGCGUCUGAGGGUGCUGGCCGACGUCUCGGGCAGCAUGUACCGCUUCAAUGGCGUGGACGGCAGGCUGGAACGCUCCAUGGAGGCGGUGUGUAUGGUCAUGGAGGCUCUGGAGAACUAUGAGCACAAGUUCAAGUACGACAUCGUGGGCCAUUCAGGUGAUGGGUAUGACAUAGAGCUGGUAACAGUGGACAAAGUUCCCAAGAACAACAAGCAGAGACUCAAAGUCCUCAAGACCAUGCAUGCCCACUCCCAGUUCUGCAUGAGUGGCGACUACACUCUGGAGGGCACAGAGGCCAGUAUCAAAGAGCUGGCACGAGAGGAGGCGGACGAGCACUUUGUGGUGGUGCUGAGCGACGCCAACCUGGAGCGCUACGGCAUCCGGCCCGAGCACUUCGCCCAGGUCCUAAUGUCUGACCCUCAGGUCAACGCCUUCGCUAUCUUCAUCGGCUCCCUGGGUGAUCAGGCUGAAAGGCUCCAGAGGACCCUUCCUGCAGGAAGAUCUUUUGUUGCCAUGGACACUAAGCAGAUCCCCCAAAUACUGCAGCAGAUCUUCACAUCCACAAUGCUGUCAAGUGCCUGACACAAACACCAACACACACUUUGCUUCCACUGACAAAAUCACAACAUCCAACGUUGGCAGCAACUUUUCACAAUGUGUCCUUAACUCAAUCUCUCCAUCAGACUGCAUAGCGGAGCUGGAUCAGGUCUGGAGUCUGCCUGAAGGGGUCAGACCGUUCUUUUUAAUGUCUUACAGAAGCCUGUCAGGAAGCUGUGACAGCAACAUGUUAGCAUGACAGGAUUAAGUAAUGAUUAAAUGCUCUGGUAACAGAGAGUGUACAGUGUGGUCUGGGAAAACCUGUGAUCUUGUUCAGUAUGACCAUAAAAUGAAACACUCUGCAGUGGGGACAUUAUCUGCCUCCGGAGCCUUCCUCAGACCCCGUGUGGUGAUCAAACACAGCUCAACCUGUUAUUCUUAAUUGGCCAACUCGGAGCUGACGCACUCGCUCGCGUCUGUUCUAUUUUGGUUUGCAAGCAUCUCGAAGGGAAGGGUUACAAACUUGACAUUGUGCAACUUAAUUUGGAUUUCCUCCUCGUUUAUCAGCACGAAAAACACUCAGACGCUUGCAGGAAGACCCAAAGCUGACCAGCACUUGGAUGUGCAGAGCUUUAACUCAGCUCCUGUGGAAUGCUGAAACUGUGACCGGUGUAUUUCCCGCCUGACUGCACACACUCUUUAAAGGCUGCCGCUGUUGCGCAACCCCUUGCCAUGCGUGUAUGUGUGUGUGUGUGUGUGUGUGUGUGUGUGUGUGUGUGUGCGCGUGUGUUGUCGUACAGCAUCUAUGUCAACAAGCCCUUUCCUUCCUGGCUGCUGAGUCUUGUGUUGCUCACUCUGUUCUUAGUCCUACAAGGAGUCUCAGAUCACCCUUCCUCACCAGACCUCCACUUCUUUUUGUUUUUUCUCAAACACACACACCUCAGCUUCUACAGAGUUAAUUCAUAGAAAGGCCUGAAAGUUUGUAAUGUCAAUUAAGGAUUAUAAUUGCAUGCUUAGAAAUGUACCACAUACAUCUAACACCAUAGGAGUUUGUCCCUGGUUGUAAUAGUUCACAUUGAGGCCUCACUAUGCAGGAUCGAAGGGAUCAAUGGAAAAGUCUGACCAUCUGUCAGUCUGUAUUGAUCUCUCUCUGACAGAGAGAUGCUCCCUGUUUUUAUUAAUCAAUUUAUUUUUUUUUUUUUGUUUCAUCUCAUGCUGCUGAUUAGUUUAAAAGAACAAAAGCGAAAUGUUUUGCCUUCACUGUAUGUUCAUUUGUUGGAACCUAAUAUUAAAGAGACAAAAAAUGCACAUAGGAGCAUAUUCAGAUCUCUGUAGAUUAUAAUAUAGUUAUUUAAAUGUACAUGUUAUAAAUUUAUGGUAGAAUAAACUGUAAAAUUAAUGUUCAACAUUUUAAUAAAUCAGCUUGGCUCAUCUGA